GUUCGCUGAUUUUUUUCAUUUCGGAUGAAAGUAAUUAUUUGAAAAGAGGUGUUCGGAUACUAAUUUUGUUGUUUCGAAGUUUGCUGGACGACUGUGGAUGCUGUGGUACUAGGGCUGAUGAGCUAGCCAGGAUGCCGCGUCGCUCCCCCUCCCCAGCCAGGAAGCCCAGUUCAAAAUCCUCGGCGUCCAAAUGGGAUUCCAAAUCGAAGUCGGCGUCGUCCAGCGCCAAAUCCUCAUCAAAGUCCGCGCCUGCAAAGUCCUCAUCCACUAGCAGAGGCAGCACGGGCCGUGGCCGUGGAAGGUCACCAGUAAGAAGCAGCAAGGGUUCCAGACGCUCCAGGUCUAUGAGCUCAAGCAGUGGCACUGACAGUGGCAGCAGCAGUUACACCAGCUCAUCGGGCUCCGGCUCCAGCUACACGGGCAGCAGCUCCAGCAGCUCGCGCAGCCGCAGUCCACCGCCCAGCAAGAAGCCCGCGUCGAGCACGGGCAAGUCCAGCACGGGCAAGUCCAGCACUGCCUCGGCGUCGGCCAAGCGUUCACGCUCACCAGUAGCGUCCAAGCGCUCAUCACCACCAUCGGCGACACGCAAACGCUCACCUCCAGCCCCGUCCAAACGUCCCGCCGCGUCCAGCGGAUCCGCGCGUGGUCGCCGCUCUCCCAGUGCUUCCAGUGGCAGUAGCAGCAGCGGCAGCAGUAGUGGCAGUGGUAGUUACAGCAGUAGUGACAGCAGCAGCAGCAGGUCACCUCCGCCGCGGCGAGGCCGAGCGCAGCGCUCGCCCAAGGGUCCCUCACCCAAGCGUGGUGGUGCUGGAUCACCACCGCGCAGCUCACGCGGCAAAGCCAGCUCGCCGGCUGCCCGUCGACAGGCUUCACCGCGCAAGCCGUCGCCACCACGGCGGGGCGCCACCUCUCCCCGUCGCAAUGCGGCCACGGCUAGAAGACCGUCGCCAAGACGACGCUCUCCACUAUCACGCCGACGGAGUCCAUCGCCAAGGAGACGCAGCCCGUCACCGAGACGACGCAGCCCUGCUCGCCGACGGAGCCCGUCGCCUAGUCGCCGUAGCCCUCCUCGCAGACGACGAUCACCACUGUCGCCUAGGAGACGUUCACCAAGGAGAUCACCAUCUCCAAGGAGACGCCGGAGUCCGUCACCAAAGAGGAGACGGCGCAGCCCUACCCCACCCAAGGCCACUAAGGUGCACGUUGGCAAGCUGACAAGGAACGUGACUCGCGAGCACCUUCGCGAGAUCUUCUCGCAAUACGGCCACGUCAAGACGGUCGACCUACCCAUGGAUCGCGGCACCGAGCUGCCGCGCGGCUUCGGCUACGUGGACUUUGAGAAGGAGGAGCAGGCCAGCCUGUGCAUCCGUCACAUGAAUGCCGGCCAGAUCGACGGACAGCAGAUCACCGCGGUGCUGGUGCACGCGCCUAGCGCCGCCAGCGGAGCGUCGGCACGCUCAGCCCCGGCCGGCGGUGGCGGUCGUGUUUACGUUGCACCUCGCCGCCGCAGCCCGUCUCCUCGCCGACGAUCGCCGCCACGGCGACGGGGUGCCGGCGCUUCACCCGCUCGACGUCCGGCCGGUGGAUCACGGCGACGAUCCUCGACGAGUGCAUCUUCCGGCUCAUCCUCCUCAUCGGGAUCCUCAUCAUCCGACGAGCGAUGAGCCACUGUUACGUGCCCGUUGACAAAACGAAGAUCCCAGAUCCCAGUACACUCAUUGGCUGCGUUUGGGGCGGCAACGUAGCUUGCUUUCCUCUCACUAGCCCCGGGGGUGCUGCGCAGAGCAAACGUCGUCUCAGUAUGCCAGCUGCACGCUCUCGCUUGAGGUUUGUUGUGCUUACCUGGCGGUUAUCUAGCGCUCGGUGUAUGCUGCAAAUCUCUCUCUCUCUCUCUCUCUCUCUCUCUCUCUCUCUCUCUCUCUCUCUCUCCUCUUUCUCCUCAUGCUCCUGCUCUCCUGUGUAUGUCAGCUAAUAUUGUGUUUGCCAUAAUUCCCUGGCCAGGCUUGCUUGCGAUGUACGUAGCGGUUUUGCCUGGCGUAACUAACAGCAUUUUUUUCAGUUUUUGUGUAGUUUCUCUCCGCCCUGCCCCAAACUACGUGCUCUGUUCCAAGUGCUUAGGAGUUGUAAAUGUUUGAUUGAAAAAUCGUGCUUGUGUGUUUGUCAAAGAAUUGAAUUUUUCCCUUUGGUCAA
This is a messenger RNA of Sycon ciliatum, 2190 nucleotides long. Its product is annotated as RNA-binding protein with serine-rich domain 1-like. The transcript is spliced from 4 exons. Gene Ontology annotation, molecular function: RNA binding. Gene Ontology annotation, cellular component: nucleoplasm; cytoplasm; ASAP complex. Gene Ontology annotation, biological process: mRNA splicing, via spliceosome. The record is from RefSeq and is a predicted model, not a curated record. Lineage: Eukaryota; Metazoa; Porifera; Calcarea; Leucosolenida; Sycettidae. The coding region runs from base 132 to 1664 and encodes 510 amino acids.